AUGACGGCUGGCAAAAAAACUCAUUUCAGUUUCAUUUCAUUGCAUCUCAAGUUUCAAUUGAUCUUGCUGUCUGAUUUCAGAAUUCAACCCCAAAAGGUACUCUCUCAAGGCUUCGACGAUGCUGCAUGGCCUCUCCAGAGGAAGAACAGCAGACACAUCGGAGAAGUAAGACUCAUCUUGCAUUAUGCCAAUGCCAGCAGUAAAUCAGCACCAGGAUUUGCGCCGACCCCACCGCCUUAUGUAGCUUCAGCUGCACCACGUCCCUCCUUAUACAACCCCAGCUGCACCACAUCCCUCCUUACACAACCCCAGAAGCACCCCAUGUGUCUCCUUACACGACACUUCCACCGACGAUUCCUUAUGCCCCAGCCGCAACCUAUCCUGCUCCAUCUCCUUACCCAUCAUACCCACUUCCCCCAGCAAAUCCAACUGCAUAUCCACUGUCCACUUACCCUCCCCUGCAACAAGCAACUGCCUAUUACCCACAGCCGUACCCACCUGCACCAUACCUGCCACCCCUACAAGCAACACUACAUUACCCACCAGGCCAAUAUCCAGGAACCUAUCCACCAACAUGCUGAGAUGCAGAUAGAGUCUUCCUCGUAUGAAGAUGAGUCGGUUGAUGAAAGCCGCGCAGCACCUCGAAGUUAUGAACUGUUUCUGAAUCAUUUGCAUCUAUUUGAGGCCUCGUUUUGCAUUAUCAUCAAAGGUUUCUCACUACUUCACAAAGAUGCAAUUCAAAUCAGCUGUUUGGCUGUAGCUAAAGUGCUGUUUUUUCUCGUUUUCUUUUCUUCCCUGCAAUGGUUACUACUAGUUGUAACAUGAUGUUUCAUUGAAAUUUAAUGAAGUCCUGCA
Messenger RNA from Magnolia sinica, 855 nucleotides. RefSeq lists its product as uncharacterized. Bases 1 to 825 code for a protein of 274 amino acids. Lineage: Eukaryota; Viridiplantae; Streptophyta; Magnoliopsida; Magnoliales; Magnoliaceae. The transcript is spliced from 4 exons. The record is from RefSeq and is a predicted model, not a curated record.